Ostertagia ostertagi is the source of this 318-nucleotide messenger RNA. The record is from the annotation of a GenBank genome assembly. NCBI's taxonomy places the organism in Eukaryota, Metazoa, Nematoda, Chromadorea, Rhabditida, Trichostrongylidae.
AUGGCUCGACUGGGAGCAUGGUUGCUGACGGCCGUCAUGGCCACACUGGCAAUCAACUCCGCGGUAGCCACCAACUGCUCAGCUGCCGACGCGACCCGAAACUGCAUCGACGGUCUUGUCGUGCCCAUCUGGCGACCAUUUCUCGACCUGAGCGCCGGAGACAAGAUCAUCCGUGGUCUAAUCUACUUCAUCGUUAUUGCCUACUGCUUCUUAGGCGUAUCAAUUGUGGCUGAUCGUUUCAUGAGCAGUAUCGAACCGGAUGGAGGUGGUGGAGUAAUACGUGGCAUCAGUAAUAAAAUGCACGGUCUGGAGAUCUAA